This is a messenger RNA of Rhipicephalus sanguineus (brown dog tick), 1100 nucleotides long. RefSeq names its product rab-like protein 2A. Lineage: Eukaryota; Metazoa; Arthropoda; Arachnida; Ixodida; Ixodidae. The record is from RefSeq and is a predicted model, not a curated record. The transcript is spliced from 10 exons. Gene Ontology annotation, cellular component: Golgi apparatus; endosome. The coding region runs from base 213 to 896 and encodes 227 amino acids. Gene Ontology annotation, molecular function: GTPase activity; GTP binding.
GGCGCUCACGCACGGUAGUUAAAGAUUUGGGCGGCACUAUACAAGUGCACUUGUGUGCUCAUCCUCGUUCUUUCGAAAAUCGUACUCCCACUCGCUUAAGGAAGUAUUCGUCUUCCAUUGCUCGCUGCGUCGUCCUCAGUUUGAGUUGAACCGCCUUUGUACGCCUCCAGGUUUCUGCUCCGUAUAGUUGACGCGCAUGCCAAUCUCGGAAAAUGGCCGGCGGAGCGAUGGGCGCCGGAGGCACGGAGGAGGGCUUGGAGCAUAGCGCAGAUGACGCUGACGGACACGUGAAACUCAAGGUGAUCUGCCUGGGUGACAGUGCUGUGGGGAAGUCAAAGCUCGUGGAGCGAUUCCUGCUGGAUGCUUACAAGCCUCACCAAGCUUCAACCUAUGCGCUCACACUGUUACGGCACAAGACGAAAGUAGAUGGUGAGCCUGUUAUAGUCGAUUUUUGGGACACCGCAGGCCAAGAAAGGUUCAAGACGCUUCACCCUUCCUAUUACCACCAUGCGGACGCUUGCAUUCUGGUAUUCGACGUCACGAGGAAGAUCACGUACAAGAACCUUUCCAACUGGUACAAGGAGCUCAGAGAGCACAGGCCUGCAAUACCUUGUCUGUGCGUAGCAAACAAAAUUGAUGCUGACAGUACUGUGGUUCAAAAGAGCUUCAACUUUGGAAAGAAGAACGGCAUGCCCUUCUACUUUGUGUCCGCAUCUGACGGCACGAACGUUGUCAAGAUGUUUCGAGAUGCCAUUGCGGCCGCGUACAGGUAUCGGAAGGAUCCCACGGAUUUUAUUGACCAAGUGCUGCAAGAACUAGAGGGCUUCAGCAGUGAAGGCGAGACUGAAGACACGUCUUCAACUUCUGGCGGAAGUGCAUCGGUCAAGCCAGUGUGAGGCCAUGUGGUGGUGACCUUAAAGGGAACACCGCGAAGUGUCCUGUGUUCUUGUGAAUGCAAUUUGCCCAAGACUGACUUAGACUGGGGUGCUGUGAAUUUUAUGCACUCGCAUAGCAAUUCGCACAGUAUAAAGUACCACCGUUUGGAAAGCAACCUUUUAUAGGGAGUACCUACAUAAGCCGUGUAAAUAAAACCCAUAAGU